This is a messenger RNA of Hemibagrus wyckioides, 5930 nucleotides long. RefSeq names its product WD repeat domain 11 (gene wdr11). The coding region runs from base 132 to 3863 and encodes 1243 amino acids. Gene Ontology annotation, cellular component: cytoplasm. Lineage: Eukaryota; Metazoa; Chordata; Actinopteri; Siluriformes; Bagridae. The record is from RefSeq and is a predicted model, not a curated record. Gene Ontology annotation, molecular function: protein binding. The transcript has 29 exons.
CCUGAAACAAAACCGUGACGCACCGAACUUACUUCCUGUUUACAAACCUAUAUGACAACCAUUCAUUUCUCUAUCAUUUAAAUAACCCAAGUUCAAUCUACUUUCAUGUGGCAUCGACAGACUUUACAGCCAUGAUUCCGUACACAGUAAACAUUAAACUAGCAGCACGGACACUUACCGGGACUCUCAAUUUACAAAACAAAACUGCAGUUGACUGGGGUUGGCAAGGUCUGAUUGCUCAGGGAUGCCACUCCAGCAUCCUCAUUAUCGACCCAAAGACCGCUCAGACAAUUCAGGUCCUGGAGAGACACAAAGCCAAUGUUGUCAAGGUGAAAUGGUCCAGGGAGAACUACCACCACAACCUGAGCUCCCCGUACUCCCUGCGCCUGGCCUCGGCCGACGCCGCAGGCAAAAUCAUCGUGUGGGACGUAGUGAGCGGCAUGGCGCAUUGCGAGAUUCAGGAGCACUCCAAACCCAUCCAAGACAUGGAUUGGCUAUGGAAUCAGGAUGUGUCACAUGACCUGCUUUUGGCUGUUCACCCUCCCAACUACAUAGUGCUGUGGAACGGAGACACUGGGACCAAGCUGUGGAAGAAGAGCUACGCCGAGAACAUCCUGUCCUUCUCUUUCGACCCUUUCGACCCCUGCAAUUUAGCCUUGCUGACUAGCGAGGGGAUAGUUUUCAUCAACGACUUCUCACCGUCCAAACCCCCGGGCAGCAGUGGGAAGAAGGUUUACAUCGCCAGCCCGCACUCCAGCCCUGCUCACAGCAAACCCGCUGCCACACAUCCCACAGGUGCUAAGAAAGCUCUCAACAAGGUCAAAGUGCUCAUCACCAACGAGAAACCCAUGGCCGAGGCAGUAACCCUAAACGACUGUCUCCAGCUAUCUUACCUUCCCUCAAAGAAGAGUCACAUGUUGCUGCUGUACCCCAGAGAGAUACUAAUCCUGGACCUGGAGCUCAGCCAGACAGUGGGGGUGGUGGCCAUCGAGCGCUCCGGCGUGCCCUUCAUACAGGUGAUUCCCUGCGCCCAGAGGGAUGCUCUCUACUGCCUGCACGAGAACGGCUGCAUCACACUGCGCGUGUGCCGAUCCACUGCACUCUCAGCGGAUGAACCAGCAGUGGCGUCUGAGACGGAGCAGGGAGUGCAGGAGCUGUCGUAUGAUCUGAGAUCUCAGUGUGAUGCCAUUCGCGUGACUAAGACGGUGCGGCCGUACCGGGCGGUGAUCUGCCCCGUCAACGAGAACCGAGCUGCGCUGGUGGUGAGCGACGGGCGCAUCAUGCUCUGGGAGCUCAAAGCUCACACUGGAAAAGCUUCAUCCAACAUCGGGUCAGGCUUGUCCCCGCUCUACUCUCCGGUAAAUUUUUGUGGAACCCCAUUGGGUCAGAACCAGAAACGAAUCCCGGACCUCUCCCUCAACACGAUGAUCGGUCCCACUUUGAUCUCAGGUGUUGAUCCCCCCGUGUCUGUGGUGGGGCAGCAGGAGGUGCAGCUGAAGUUCCUGUUGACUGGGCUAUUGUCUGGUUUGCCUCUGCCACCCUUCUCACUGCGCAUGUGUCCUCCUUUAACCACUAAAAACAUCCAGCACUACCAGCCGCUGCUGGCCGUGGGUUCGAGUAACGGCUCGGUGCUGGUGUAUAACCUGACGAGUGGCCUGCUGCACAAAGAGCUCAGCGUGCACUCGUGCGAAGUCAGAGGCGUUGAGUGGGUUAGUCUGACCAGUUUCCUGUCUUUUGCCACCUCGGCUCCCAACAACAUGGGCCUUGUGAGGAAUGAGCUUCAGCAUGUGGACUUGCGCACAGGCAGGUGCUUUGCAUUCCGAGGCGAGCGUGGCAAUGAUGAGCCAGCCAUCGAAAUGAUUAAAGUGUCGCAUCUAAAGCAGUAUCUGGUGGUGGUAUUCAGAGACAAACCCCUGGAACUCUGGGAUGUACGCACAGGAACCUUGUUGCGUGAAAUGGCCAAGAACUUCCCCUCAGUUACCGCACUGGAGUGGUCUCCCUCUCACAACCUGAAAAGUCUGAAGAAGAAACAGAUGGCAGCGCGUGAGGCAAUGGCCAGACAGACCACGCUGUCGGACGCUGAGCAGAGCAGUGUCGAAUCCUCCGUCAUCAGUCUGCUGCAGGACGCGGAGAGCAAGGCCGAGACGAGUCAGGGCAUCUCAGCACGCGAGCAUUUUGUGUUCACUGACACGGACGGUCAGGUCUUCCACAUCACUGUGGAGGGCAACACUGUGAAGGAAGGAGCACGAAUCCCUCCUGAUGGGAGCAUGGGCAGCAUCGCUUGCAUUGCGUGGAAGGGAGACACACUAGUACUAGGAGAUGUAGAUGGAAACCUGAAUUUCUGGGACCUAAAAGCCCGUCUAUCCAGGGGAAUACCCACACACCGUGGAUGGGUAAAGAAGAUCCGUUUUGCUCCCGGAAAGGGCAACCAAAAGCUACUGGUGAUGUACACUGAUGGAGCUGAGGUGUGGGACACCAAAGAGGUACAGAUGGUGAGCAGCAUCAGAGUGGGCCGGAAUGUGAGUUACCGUAUUCUGGACAUCGAUUGGUGUACAUCAGAUAAGGUGGUUCUGGCCUCGGAUGAUGGUUGUGUCCGUGUGCUGGAGAUGGCCAUGAAAUCUGCCAGCUACAGGAUGGACGAGCAAGACCUAACAGAUCCAGUGUGGUGUCCGUAUCUGCUGCUCCCACGUGCUGCUCUCACCCUGAAGGCCUUCCUCCUGCUGCAGCCCUGGUCCGGCACCUUCACCAUGGACAUCACUCAAGUGGACUACCAAGAGAAGGACGAAAUCAAAGGCUUGGUGCAAGAACAGCUGAACUCCUUGUCCAAUGACAUCAAAAGUGUACUCCAGGACCCAGAGCUCAAUCUGCUUCAACGCUGCCUCCUAGUGUCAAGGCUGUUUGGUGAUGAGUCAGACCUGCAGUUUUGGAAUGUGGCGGCGCAUUAUAUCAAGUCUUUUGCCCAGGCGAGGCAGCUGAGUGUGCCCACUCCUGAUGGGCAGACACAGCCAGAGUGCUCCCAGAGUACCACUCAGUGCCAUCUGGACAUCUGCCACGAUAUUCUCUGUGAAAGCGCCUUCUUUCAGAGAUUCCAGUUAGAACGGGUUCAUCUGCAGGAGGCAAAGAGGUCCAGCUAUGAACACACCAAAAAAUGCGCUGACCAACUGCUUCUCCUAGGACAGACGGACCGGGCGGUGCAGCUGCUGUUGGAGACGAGUGCCGAGAACCCGAGCUACUACUGCGACUCGCUUAAAGCCUGCCUUGUGACGACUAUUCCCUCCUCUGGACCUUCUCAGAGCACCAUUAAACUAGUAGCCACCAAUAUGAUCGCCAGCGGAAAGCUAGCAGAGGGCGUGCAGUUACUGUGUUUGAUUGACAAGGCAGCAGAUGCCUGUCGUUAUCUGCAGACAUACGGCGAGUGGAACCGCGCCGCCUGGCUGGCAAAGGUGCGUCUGAACCCGACCGAAGCCUCGGAGGUGCUGAAGCGCUGGGCCGAGUAUCUCUGCUCUUCUCAGGUCAAUCAGAAGUCCAGAGCUAUCCUGGUGCUCCUCUCACUGGGCUGCUUUCAGAAAGUUGGGGAGAUGCUCCACAGUAUGAGGUAUUUUGACCGGGCGGCUCUCUUCAUCGAAGCCUGUCUAAAAUAUGGAGUGAUGGAGGCCAACGACACCACUAAUAAGUUAAUAGGGGCAGCGUUCUCCUCCUACGCCGGACUCCUUCGCUCAGUGGGAUUGCGAGAGGGAGCAGCGCUUUGGGCCUCGAAGGCUGGAGGAGCAGGAGAAGAGCUCCUGGAGGAGUUGUUCCAGAAAGAAGGAUCCGGAUCAGAGCUCACACCUGGGGAGGAGGAGAAGAAGAGUGUCGCUGAAUAAAUCUAGAGGAGGAGAGAGAAAAGAACAGGGUUUCAGGUUUAGUGGAGAACUUGAAUUAAGUGUCUUGGUUUUGAGAAGGAAAAAUAUAUAUAUGAUGCAUAAUGUUUAUAAAAUAUUUGGAUAUGUGUCUGUAUGCUUAAAGCAUUGGGUUAGGGGGGAUUUUUUUGGUCUACAUUAUAAACAGUUACCAAACACAAUAUGCAGCUUCAGACAUUCCAAACAAAUCUUUUUCUUUUUUUUUGCACUUUUUUAUUUUGACCAAACGAUUCACUUGAAGUGGAAUAAUGAAGUAUUGAGUAUGUAUGGAAUAAAACAUAACUGGAAUGUUUUUAUUCCUUUUAUACCACAGUGAUUUGCAAUUUGUAAUGUAUUAAUGAACAACAAACCCUGUGACCGUUUAUAGUGACAUUUAAUGUCAAGGAACAUUCAGGAAACAUAUUGGUUCCUGUUAUCACUUACGUUAUAGCAGCUAUAAACAUUCACCUCCUUGAGGUUAACAGUAUAAUAAAACAUGGCUGAAAACAUAAUGCACUCAAACCUGAGAUAUAAAUAAAUUAUAUAUAAAUAAUAAAUCUCCUUCAUGAUAUAAUGCCAAUGAUUAUACUUUUUUUGUUGUUGUUGUUAAAUAACAGCAGGACUAUGUGGAUCAUGCACCGUACAAAUCCCCGUGAAUGAGCUGUUACUAUAGAAACCUGUUAGAACAAGCAUAAUGAUAUAACUAUGUAUUCGGGGUCAUAAGUUUACAUACGCCUGCAAUCUGCUUUAAAAUCUGAUUAAAUAUAAAUAAAAAGAAGGAGCAUCAUAACUGAUGCUCAAGAAGUCUAUAGGAUACAUUGAGUCAGGGGGGUGUAAACUUUUCAGCUGGAUGAUCGAGAAUAUAAAUUAUUAUUUUGUUUAAAGAUCUUAUUUUUGCAUUUAGAGCUGUCGUCUAAAGAUAUUUGCAUGUUGCCAGGAAGACACAAAACCUGUGCAAAAGUUUACACCCCCCUACUCUUAACAUAUCGGGUUGUCUUCAUGAGCAUCAGUGAACGUUUUCCUUCAGUGUGAAAAGAUGGAACUUAGCAUUAUAUAGAUACUGUAGGAAAAGGAAUCAAAUAUGCAGAAGAAGCUGGAAAAGCAAAUAAAUCAUGUGCAAGAGACUCAUGAACAGCUGUGACACAAAAAAAUCACACCACCGCACAGUAUUAGGAAUCAAGCGUAUGUAAACAGUUGAACUGGUGAAUUCGGUCAUUAAUUGUGUCUCGUGGAUUCAAGGCGUAUGUAAACUUACAUUAUGGCUGUAAUUACUGUCGGAGCCGAACUGUUCCAGGAAAUUAAUCAACACCUUCCUGUUUCCGGAUUCAACCCUGCUGUGGUAUAUUAGACGAUGUCUAAGUGAUAGAAUGAAGUGUACAAUCUCAUCGGUUAUGAACGAAAUGUCUAAGAGUGAAUGUUUUCACAACUUUUCAUUUAACCAGUUCGUAUCAGCUCAGAAUGAGGUACUGUGUAUAGAAAAAGUGUGACUGGAAAUUAGGAAUUAAAGAAGGAAUAAAACAGAGAGAAGAACUGAAAAGUUGUAAAUCUUGUCAGAAAUGGAUUUUUCUUUCUAUUAGAGCAGAAUGAUCAGUGAUGUUUUGGGUAAUGUUAGUGCUGUAGUUUUAUCUAUCUGUAUUAUUUGUGGUGUGAUAUUUGUCUUUGUGCAAUCUGAGAGAAACGUACAGUCCUGUACUGUAAUUUUUCAGCCUCUUGUUUUUUUUUUUUGUUUUUGUCUUGACAGCACGAAUCGAACGUUUGACAUUGUUCUGUGAAUAAACAUCUCCCUUGUGCUGUUCUUCACCCACUUCUCUCGUCUAUGAAACGUCUGUGGUCCAGAAAUAUUGUUGUUCAUUCCUGCCUUUCUUUUUUUAGCACAUAUUGACUCUGAAUAUUGUAAUGAUGGAUGUGGUAUUAUUCUGAAACUGUUCUACAUGAUGAUGUUUCCUUGUAAAUUGCAGCACAGUGAAUUAGUGCAUGCAGUUGCUUUGUGCUUCGUGAUCAGAUGAAUAAAUAUGUAUAUAUAUAUAGGAAAAAGCAAUAAAUGUCCGUGGA